CUGUACUUUGAUGCCCUCGUCUCGAGAGGAGAUUGCACGCGUCAUCCGCGAACGCAACGGCAGCACUCGAGCCAGCGACACGCCUUCGAUCGCCACAGAGGAGGUAGCCACCAUCGUGCGCAAGCUCAGCUUUAGCGGCGCCACCAUGGACGAACAGGAGUUGGAAGAAGAGGGGCAGCAGCAAGACUACGACCAAGUCCAGGAACCGGAACAACAACAACAGGAAAUCAAGAUGGAUACCAGUACGAAUAAGGUGCAGAUUGUUAUUCGCCUCCGACCGCUCGAAGCGGCCACUAACGAGACAGAGCCCGAUUGCUUUCGCGUGCUGUCGGACGUGUCGCUUCUAGCUCAGCCGCCCAAGACGUCUCAGUCUUAUCGCUCCACCGGCACAGCCACAAGCUUCCACUUCUCCCGUAUUUUCCGCCAGGAGACACAGCAAACAGAGCUGUUCGAGGCCACCACGAGGCCCGUGUUGGACGCGGCCUUCGACGGCAAGAGCGGCCUCGUCUUCGCCUACGGAGUCACCAACUCUGGCAAGACUUACACGAUCAGUGGCUCGAGCGAAGCCCCCGGUGUCCUGCCGCAGUCUCUUCAGUAA
Phytophthora infestans T30-4 is the source of this 598-nucleotide messenger RNA. RefSeq lists its product as uncharacterized. The transcript has 2 exons. Bases 11 to 598 code for a protein of 195 amino acids. Lineage: Eukaryota; Oomycota; Peronosporomycetes; Peronosporales; Peronosporaceae. Gene Ontology annotation, biological process: microtubule-based movement. The record is from RefSeq and is a predicted model, not a curated record. Gene Ontology annotation, molecular function: microtubule binding; ATP binding; microtubule motor activity.